Molecule: messenger RNA, 851 nt
Organism: Macadamia integrifolia
Lineage: Eukaryota; Viridiplantae; Streptophyta; Magnoliopsida; Proteales; Proteaceae
Product: lamin-like protein
Exons: 2
Coding region: 145-633 (162 amino acids)
Cellular component (GO): plasma membrane
Molecular function (GO): electron transfer activity
Source: RefSeq, a predicted model, not a curated record
UGGGAUCGCAAAUAAACCCUAAAAAAUAAAGGGCAACCCUUUAAAUAUAGCUUGCUGCCUCGUUCGGUGAUGAGUGAUAACCAUCUGGAAGACUCUGAUUGCUUCCAUUAUCCAAAAUAGGGCGAGAUUUGAGAAGGGGAAAAGAUGUUGGACUCAAGUCGCAUAACCUUUCUCUUCUUCCUCCUCAUCUGCGCCACCACUUUCGUCGGCGCCACCGACCACAUUGUAGGAGCCAACCGAGGCUGGAACCCCGGCAUCAACUACACUCUCUGGUCCAACAACCAGACCUUCUAUGUCAACGACCUCAUCUCUUUUCGGUACCUGAAGACACAGUACAAUGUGUUCGAAGUGAACGAGACGGGUUACGAUAACUGCACAAUUGAAGGAGCCACGGGGAACUGGAGCAGCGGAAAGGAUUUCAUACUACUCGACAAGGCGAAGCGCUACUACUUCAUCUGUGGCACUGGUGGUUGCUUCAACGGCAUGAAGGUCUCUGUUCUGGUUCAUCCGCUUCCGGCACCGCCACAUGCUGCCAAAGUUCCUGAUUCUUCCAAUCAAGCUAGAUUCCGGCCGGCACCGGCGGUAUUUUUUGCUUUGCUGGCUGUCGCUAGCCUCGAUCUGGUUCUAUGGUAAAUAAUUUUAGGGAAAGAGGUUGGACACGCUAUCACUUUGUACUUUCUGGCAUAGUCUCUCCCUUCUUUCCUUUGUUAAAUUAAUUCUUUUUCUUUUUUUUGGGGUGGGGGUAGCAACUUUGUUAAAUUAAUUCGGUUGGUGUGUGAGAUACAAAUGUAAGAUUUAUCGUGUAGAUUCCUCUACCCAAAUUGAGAUAUUGAGCUUAUAUUAAUGCUGAA